AUGAGCAAGCGCUCGCUCGAGGAGUCAAGGGUAGGUACGCAUCGCUCGCCCGAGCCUGGUAGCAAUGGCCUGCUGCCACUGCAGGACCUGCUUUCUCCCGGCGAAGAAGAGCACCCUCAGUCAUCCGGACCGUCCAAAAAGCCCAGGAACUUCAUUGCUACUGUCGCGUGUGAGACGUGUCGAUUGAAAAAGACAAGAUGCGACGAAUCGCGGCCGAGAUGUGGACUGUGCAAGUCGCUUGGCCUAGAAUGUGUGUACAAUGAGCGUAAAUCAUCGAAACGCGAUCAAUCUCUCACGAUGAUCAUGAGUACUCUCCACCGGCUGGAGACAAAGUUGGAAAACCUACCAACAUCUAUUCGGAGUGACUUGCAGUCGCUUCGGAACCAGAUGCAUACCCCUGCUAAUGAACCGCAGAGGCAGUCAUCGCUUGCGUUCGGCGAUGAUAGCAACCAGCACACACCAGGGCUGCCCAACAUCGGGGAAAAUUUCACACCUGCGGCAGCAGGAAAUGCAGAGGACUUUGAAUUCGAAGAAAAUGAAACAAAGCCAGACUCUGCAGGCCGCAUAUCCAUCUCUUUCAGUCAACAUGGUGUCAUUGUGUGGCCGGGAGCGCGACAGAUCCUCCCGAAGCAGUUAUUAGCCGCCUACGAAACGCUAGGGAAGAACUAUGUCAUUGAACUAGAAUCGGCACGGGCUCCGCUGUCAAUGUUCAUCAGUCCAUACCCGUUACAAGCGGGACAGCAUUGGCUAGAGGUACUUCCGUUGGCGUUGAUCAGGGGUCUUGCGGAUGCCUUCUUCAGUGUUUUCAACCCUUCCACGCCGAUUAUGGACAAAGGGUUCUUCUUUGCCUUCACCCUUGGCUCAGCCAUUGAGAGCGGCUUUGGGUAUAACAUGGAGAGUUGUCUGGUGCUCAAUGUGCUUGCGCUCGGCUGCCUCGCUGUUCUCGCCUACCAAGAAGGGGACUACCCGUUGCCAGGUACUCAGGGCCUCCGAUUCGAACCGCCAGAGUGGAUGAACGUGGUAUAUGAAGAGCAGCCUGGAUUGCGAUUCUUCAACGAGGCUCGACGACGCAUCGGUUUCCUGAUGUGCGACAAUGACAUCCAAAGUUGUCAAUUCUACCUUCUUUCCUCUGUAUAUUACCACCAGAUCCCUCGUCCAAUGGACUCUUGGGCGAUGAUACAUCGCGCCGCUACUUGCUGUCUAUCGAUGUUGACCAAUCACAACGUGAACUUCGACGAAUGGGAAGGCGACAUGAAAUCCCGCGUAUAUUGGAACUGUCUCAUGAACGAGACAAUCCUCGUCCAAGAGCUCCACCUCCCAUCAAGCGGCCUCUCCCGCCUCGAAGAAAAAGUCCCAAUCCCCAAAUUCAUCGGCUUCGAAACAAUCGGCUACGGCGCAAGCCGCUUCAACUCCUCAACCCUAGUCGACGACUCCUAUUUCCAAUAUCAUUUCCUCGCACAGGUCGCACACCGCAUCAUCCUAACACGCAUCCGUCAUUCCCUCUACUUCUACUCCGACUCAGGAACCUUCCCCCUCCCAGCAAUAAACACCGAACUCCACCACCAACUAGAACAAUGGCGUACAAACCUCCCAACAACAAUCCAAUUCAACAAUGCCCCCUACUCCUCCCACCCAACACCAGCAGAUCCCUCCCCAUCAGCCUCAAUAGCAUCACCCGCCAACCUCUCCUCGCCCAGACCCAGAACGGAUCCAACCCGCCCCCUCUCCCCGGCAAUAGCGGUAGCAGACGCCAUGCUAAGAGGCCGACACAUGAUCGCCCGAUUCCACAUUGGCCGUCCAUACAUAUACAAAGCCCUGCGGAUCCCGCAUCUCUUAACAGAUGAAGACUUCGUGCAGGUGCGAAGUGGUCUGCAGAAUGCAAUGGACUGGCCGAUUACGCAGGGUAUCUUCCGGAAGAUGAAGAGUUGUAUUCCGAUUAAGUUCGCCUUUUGUUCACAGUUCUUCGGUCAGAUUCUUCUUUUUUACUGUAUAGCGCACUCGCCGAGUAUUCGGGUUCGCGAGACGCUGCCGGAUGGCUGGGAGCGCUGGAAUGAGGAAAUGUUAGGAUUUAUGGAGGAUUGUGCGCCGCAUAGCCCGGCUAUCACGCAGGAUUUGGAAUUGCUGCGGUAUCUAUGGCCUGAGCAUUAG
Molecule: messenger RNA, 2148 nt
Organism: Penicillium bovifimosum
Lineage: Eukaryota; Fungi; Ascomycota; Eurotiomycetes; Eurotiales; Aspergillaceae
Exons: 7
Coding region: 1-2148 (715 amino acids)
Biological process (GO): regulation of DNA-templated transcription; DNA-templated transcription
Molecular function (GO): zinc ion binding; DNA-binding transcription factor activity, RNA polymerase II-specific; DNA binding
Source: RefSeq, a predicted model, not a curated record